Adineta ricciae is the source of this 1212-nucleotide messenger RNA. NCBI's taxonomy places the organism in Eukaryota, Metazoa, Rotifera, Eurotatoria, Adinetida, Adinetidae. The record is from the annotation of a GenBank genome assembly.
AUGCCGAACAUAAACGACCUAUUACUGGAUGUAUAUCAUGACAGAGAUUUUUCCGGUGCUUUUCACGAUAUCCCAUUCAACUCGAAUCAAGUUCCAGAGGUUGAUAAUAUUAUGCUUGAUUUGUCUUCUCCAUUUCAAUUCGAUGACACAAACACUGAAACAGAGAUCGGAAAUUGCAUCGCAGAGCUGAAUCAAGUGGAGAUAGACGACUUUGACAAUAUUCUGCAAUUGAUAGAAAAUGCUCCGUUGGUUGGAGACUGUGACGCGAAUCAACCGCUAGCAAUAACGCACAAUCCACCAGUUCCACAACAAGCUUAUGGCAGUGAAAAUGGAAUAAUGUAUCAAAUGCACCCGACUUUAUUGGAUUUCAUUACUGGCAACGUGUCUAUUUCUCAGCAGCCGAAAGCAAACAAUCGCUCACGCUAUGAAUGUGAUGGUCGUCGGUAUUUACCCGAUUCACGCUACCAUCCAAUGACUGUUCGAUUACCGAAUUUGCGAUCGAUCAUAAUACAACAAAACCAAACCUUAGGUAUUGUUAUGACCAUCACAACAGGUGAUAACAACCCAAUGAACCAAAGUAUGGUUCAUUCGCAUGAUAUUAUGUGCCAUGGAAAGGGUGUGGAAAAGAUUGGGCAUGGAUGCUUAUUCAUACCACUCGUGCAUGCCGAUAUUGACGCGUUGGAAAAAAGAUUUCCGCGUGUAUCGAUUUUAUACAAAAAGUACGACGAUUAUACAUUCAACCUCAUCCCAUUCGAUGCGAAUACCAUGUUUGGACCACAGGAAAAGUAUACCGUUCCAAACGAGCCAAAUAUGGAUAACGUGCCCAAAGGGAAGCGUUUCAAAACAGAAUACAACCUGUCGUUUUACAAAUUCGUAUUUCAUCUUGCGAUGAAGCAGGACCAAGUUGUUUACAUUUCGAACAACACAUGCGAAACCAAUUUGAUCGAUGAGACGAUCAUCCUAACAAAGCCGAAGAAACGAUUGGCAUCAGAGUCGGUCGCAAGUGUCUUCUCCGAUGAUGAAGUUAGUUCGAAUUCACAAAUAUCGAACUCGCCGAAGCGAUUGCGAUCAUCAACAUCGGGAUUACCGGUAAUUCGUGUACGCAGUAGAUCUAUAACAGCUACCAAAUAUAUCCAUUCUGUAAAUAGUCUACUUCUCGGAGACGAAAAUAGCCAAAACAAAACUUUUAAUAUUCAUCGAUGUUCGGAGUGA